CUGAAAAUCAAUGUCACUUAAACGAUUGUAUUUCCGAAAAUGGCAUCCGGUAGCCAUGUGGAUGUCAAUGAAAGGCGACUUCGCCCAAUUUAUGAUUGUCUGGACAAUGGAAAUAAUAAGAAGGCAAUACAAGAAGCCGAGAAAGCUCUGAAGAAACACAAAUACUUCCAGUGCGCAAAGGUUUUGAAAGCAUUAGCGCUGCUGAGACUUGGUCGUCAUGAUGAGAGUUCAGUUAUCCUUGAUGAAAUCCAUUCCCAGCACCCUACAGACGAGGCUACCCUUCAGGCAAUGGCCAUAUGCUACAGAGAGGUUUACAAACUGGAAGCCAUAGCAGACCUUUACGAGAAUGCUAGAAAAAAUUGCCCAGAAAAUGAAGAUAUUCUCUCCGCAUUGUUCAUGGCCUAUGUUCGCUUGGGUGAUUACAAAAAGCAACAACAGACAGCCAUGUUACUCCACCGGCUUCAGCCGAACAAGAAUCCAUACUACUUCUGGGCAGUGAUGAGUAUUGUAAUGCAGAGCAGUGAGAACGAGAAACUGGCUAAAGGCAUGUUCCUUCCCUUGGCCGAGAGGAUGAUCAAGAAAUACGUGGACGAAAACAAGAUCAAUGCAGAGGCUGAAGUGCAGCUAUACUUAAUUAUACUAAACCUUCUGGGAAAAUGGGAUGAAGCAUAUGCAAUUGUGACAGGACCCUUAGGAGAAAAACUAACAAGUGAAACUUUCUUCAAAGAGAGGAAAUCUGCAGAUCUGUUCUCAAAUUUGAACAAAUGGCCAGAUGCAAAUGCCAAGUUCAAGUUCCUGUUGAGAGAAAAUCCAGAUGACUGGCAGCAUUGGAAGAACUACAUUACUUCUUGUCUGAAAAUAGUUCAAUCCCGCUGGGAACCACCAGAAGAUGCUGGGGACUGUGACACUGAUUACACCAUUGACAUGGCAUGCAAGUUCAUAAGUCAGACCAUCUCUUCGCUCUCAGAUAAGAGGUCACUUCGAGGCCCUUAUUUGGCACAGCUGGAACUGAUAAAGGUACUCAGAAACCACAGUGAGCUCUCAGUGGAUGGCACAGGAUCUCCCAUGGAGCUCUUCAAAGAAUACUUCAAGGUGUUUGGUGACAAAAACUGUUGUUAUGAAGAUAUGAAAUUGUUUAUUGAUUUAAUAACAAAACCACAGCAACUGGAACUGGUCGACUCUUUCACAAAAACUCUAGAACUGCAUAACUCCGAAGGCAACAUUGUGUUUGCAUCAGAUGUGAAAGUUAUGCAGCGUCAUUUAACCAUCUUACAGUUGUCAAGGUAUCUUGGGAUGUAUGAUAGCAAGUCCACAGAAGAGAAACUUGCUUUGUCUAGGGAAUGCGUACAAAGAUAUCACCAUGGCUUAACUUUUGGCAAAGAUCUCCUUAUCACAGAUAUUCAAUUUUCUGACAAUUUUUUGAUGAUGGCAGCUUACCUGUUGGUGGAAGUUUGGGAGGAAUUAAAAGAUCAGCAUUAUCUUAUCGAGGCCAUAGUCCAGCUGCAGAAAGGCUUUAAAAACUGCCCAGCCAACUUCCAGUUCAAGGUUCUUCUCAUCCACUUGUUCUCUGUGCUGGGUGCUUAUGGCCCUUGUCAGCAGUUGUACGACAGUCUGGAGGCCAAGCACAUCAUGAACGAUACCCUGGGAUACGUGAUCUCCAAUCACAUGGUAAGGCUUGGUCACUUUGCUGCUGCUGGUACAAACUUCGGAAGCAUGCUGAAAUUCUUUGCUGUGAAUCACAAGGAGACCGCGGAGUAUCUGAUUGCAGCGUACAAAUACGGAUCCUUCAACAAAAUAUUUGAGUUUGUGAGAUUCAGGGAAAAGUUGCAGAAUUCCCUUCAGUAUGCCUGUGCUAAAGUGGAGAGCAUGCUUCUUGACCUAAUUCUGGAGACAUCUCAUCAUCAGAGUGUGGAACAAAUGGUGACCUAUAUGGAGAUUGAUCCAUCAGAAGAGGGAGCCCCUGCUGUGGAGUUUGGCAAACUCUGUGAUAAUCGAGAUCUAAGAAUCCUGGAAGCAUGGGAGAAAGAAGUCUUUGACACAAAUGCAGCCAUUGACUUUUCCUUCAAGGAAGAAAAAGCAUGGCUUAGGAUUAGAAGUUUGACCUUAAGAAUUCUUGCUUGUGCAGUAAACAUAGGUCAACAAGUUGGAUCCAAUACAAAAACUAUGAAUAAUGGAGUGGGUUCCGAGAAGAAGGCCCCAGCUGAAAUUCUCCAGUCACUUGCUAAUGAGCUGUCAGAACACAUACAGGAAUAUAAGAAGGACUUCAGCAAAGCCUACAGCUACUCUCUACAAGGUCCAAGUCCUACACGGUUAUCCAAAUAUCUUUCAGACGGACAUUAUCAAGUUGUGUGUGCAAUGAUUGAGAACAUUUUACUUCUGUUCAAACUGCAGUUAGAGGAUUUAGAACAUUCAGAAAAUGAAAAACUGGAAUCACCUUCAGAGAAGGUUCCAGAAAUCCUUGCCGGCCUCCUAGCGAAGUACAGGUGCACUUUACUUACAGAAACAAACGGGAAGAAAUCCAUUAACACUGCUGUCAUUGAAAACCUUUCACUGCUGGUCGAGACCAUGUCACAUUCAGCCAUUUUGACAGGCGUCUGCCACCGAAUACUUAAACCACUCAAAACCUCAUGGAACAAGAGAAGUCGAAAGAAGAAAACCGACACACCUCCUCCUCUGCCUGCUGUCUUCUCCAAUUUUACGAAGCUGGUUGCUAGUUUUGACUCUUGUGCCAAAGAUAUGCAUGUGGCUGUUCGUGAUCUUGACCCUGUGCUGUUAUCGAUAGAUCUUGGCAGUUUGAGCUUAGCCGAGUCGGAGGAGAGUGAUUGUCCAGAAGAGGCAGGGGUCCGGAAGGAUGUGUUGAAGAGUAUGGAAACUAGUUAUCAGACUUCAUCUCGAGAAGUGUGUGAGCUAAUCCAUAACAAAUUACAAUAUUUCAAUAGCCUAAAACUGUGAAUGAUGUACUCAACAUAAAAUUUCACUGAAAGCUAUCAAGAAAUGUUAUAUUUUCUGAGAAAAUACAUGUAAACAAAAUCAUUUUACAUACUCCGGAGCUUUGGAUUGAUCCAUUUUGAUUUUGAUACCAAGAGGUCUGUAUUUAUGUUGUGUUUGGAUGAGGCUUGAUUGAACAAUAUACAGCAGUUUUGAAAUGCCAA
Molecule: messenger RNA, 3152 nt
Organism: Ostrea edulis (European flat oyster)
Lineage: Eukaryota; Metazoa; Mollusca; Bivalvia; Ostreida; Ostreidae
Product: N-alpha-acetyltransferase 25, NatB auxiliary subunit-like
Exons: 2
Coding region: 40-2952 (970 amino acids)
Biological process (GO): N-terminal peptidyl-methionine acetylation
Cellular component (GO): NatB complex; cytoplasm
Molecular function (GO): protein-N-terminal amino-acid acetyltransferase activity; protein binding
Source: RefSeq, a predicted model, not a curated record